Molecule: messenger RNA, 1251 nt
Organism: Fimicolochytrium jonesii
Lineage: Eukaryota; Fungi; Chytridiomycota; Chytridiomycetes; Spizellomycetales; Powellomycetaceae
Product: SURF1 family-domain-containing protein
Exons: 7
Coding region: 139-1023 (294 amino acids)
Biological process (GO): mitochondrial respiratory chain complex IV assembly
Cellular component (GO): membrane; mitochondrion
Source: RefSeq, a predicted model, not a curated record
CAGCAACUGCAGAGAUGUCCGAGAGAGCGCGUAUGCCAUCUCGGUGAAAGUGUGGCUUUCAACCCUGCUUUCAACCCUUUCAACCCUCAACCGGAACGUUACCGACAUUCCUUUGCCUUGCAAACUCACUUGAGCGACAUGAACUGGCAAGGUGCAAACGCUUUCUCAAGGGCAGCAGCAGCAGGCGCCCGAAGAUCACCGCCCAAGAUAUUAUCCACCCGCCCCUACUCAACAACCGGGUUCUCAGCAGGAGCACCGUCGAGACGAACGUCAGCAUUAGGAGGGUGGCUUUGGGCAGUGCCAGUCACUACGUUCUGUCUGGGCUGCUGGCAGGUCCAGAGACUGCAGUGGAAGCUGGACCUUAUGAAACGUGCGGAGGAUAAGCUGCAUUUGCCGGCUGUGGACUUGCCGAAGGAUGAGCGGCCAGUCUUCGACCGCGCCGAAGAGUUCCGCCGCGUCAAAGUCUCCGGCACCUUCCACCACGACAAAGAGAUGCUGCUGGGCCCGCGGACGCGAAAAGACCAGCAAAACCAGGGCGGCGGGAUCGUUAGUUCGGGCGCGUCGGCGGGGUACUAUGUCAUUACGCCGUUUGAGCGGGCGGGCACGGGGGAGAAGAUAUUGGUGAAUCGGGGGUGGAUACCGAGGGAUCAGAAGGAGAAGAGUAAACGAAGGGCGGGGCUGGUUACGGGGGUUGUGACGAUUGAGGGGUUGUUGAGGGCGCCGGAGAAGGGCGGCAUGUUCAUCCCGGACAACAAGCCAGAAAAGAAUGAAUGGUACUGGCUGGACAUGGACACAAUGACAAAGCACACGGGAGCCCUGCCCGUGGUCAUCGAGAUGGUAUCAGAUUCCGCAAUAAACGCCAAAUUCGACAAAGAAGGCUUCCCACUAUCCCGUACCGCUUUUCUGAAUUUCAAGAAUGAUCACCUCCAGUACGCUAUCACAUGGUACGGUCUUUGCAUAGCGUCUACGGCGAUGAUUAUUGGGAGUCGGAGAGCUGCGGCAAGGAAUUGGAGUCGGCGUUGAGAACGGUGGGCGAGCGUGUGAGGCGUGUAAUUAAGGGAUGCCCGUAAUGGCGUAAUAUGAACGUGAGCAUCGUCAAAAGCUACCCCAGCCCAGUUGGACCCGGGCCGAGGAUCAAAUGUGUCAACGAGGUUUUCAAUUCUAACCGACGCUAUGACGAGCGCUGGCCCAUUUGAGACUCCUGUAGACCAGUUGCAUCCAAUAACCUCAGAGCAUUAAUCUGGUUUGAGU